This is a messenger RNA of Numida meleagris (helmeted guineafowl), 5045 nucleotides long. RefSeq names its product LysM domain containing 3 (gene LYSMD3). Bases 16 to 1152 code for a protein of 378 amino acids. Gene Ontology annotation, cellular component: Golgi apparatus. Gene Ontology annotation, biological process: Golgi organization. The transcript has 3 exons. NCBI's taxonomy places the organism in Eukaryota, Metazoa, Chordata, Aves, Galliformes, Numididae. The record is from RefSeq and is a predicted model, not a curated record.
GCGGACGUGGCGGCCAUGAGGCGCGACGGCGGGGCCGGGGGCAGGUACGGGCGGCGCUGGGGAUCGCUCCCGGCCGCUUCCGGGGAGGGGCGGGCAGGCAGGCAGAGGGGCCGGGUCUCUCCUCUCCGGGAAGGAGGGGCGGAGCGCUGGGGGGAAGUCGCGGCCGGGCCUGCAUCUCCGCUGGGGCCGGCGGCCCCGCUCAGCGUGCCACGUCUGCCGCCCGCCCCUCACAGCCGUCCUGGGAGCAUGGCCGGGAGAGGCCCGGGCUGCAGCCUGCAGCUGCCGGCCGGAGCGCAGCCUCCCGGCGGCGGCCACCUCUACCCGGCGGAGGGCGAAGGGCUGGAGGAGGAGAGCGAGGUCUUCGAGCUGCGGCCGCGGGGCAGGGAGAAGGUCCGGCGGAGCACGUCGAGGGACAGGCUGGACGGCAUCAUCCUGCUGACGAAGGACAUCCAGGAGGGGGACACGCUGAACGCGAUCGCGCUGCAGUACUGCUGCUCGGUUGCAGAUAUCAAGAGGGUUAACAAUCUUAUCAAUGAUCAAGACUUUUUUGCACUGAGGUCUAUCAAAAUACCAGUGAAAAAGUUCAGUGUAUUGACCGAAACACAUGUCUCUCCAAAAGGCAGAACAGUUCUCCGGCCUGCUCACUAUUCCUCAGAAGUGCAUGAAGCAUCACCUUCUGAUAAAUUCACUGCUAAUGAGACUGCUGGCAACUUCUUAAAAGAAGUGGAUCGAGAUAUAGAAGAAAUUGUGAAGUGUAAUGAUACAAAGAGAGAGAACCUUAAUGAAGUGGUUUCUGCCUUAGCAGCCCAACAGGUCUGUUUUGAAACUGAUGGUAAAAGUAAAAAAUGCAAGGAUCCAUACUAUGGAGCAGAUUGGGGGAUAGGAUGGUGGACAGCUGUUGUGAUUAUGUUGAUUAUUGGCAUAAUAACGCCCGUUUUUUAUCUCCUGUAUUACGAAGUUUUAGUGAAAGCAGAUGUCAGUCACCAUUCUACAAUGGAAUCUGCCCACUCUUUUGUCACAGCAGCAUCACAUCAGAAACAAAUAGAAAAUGGAAGACAUCCAGCAAAUAGUAUAAAUGUUAAUAAUCAAGGAGACCUCCAGCCUUACAGCCGAAAACCCCAGGCAAAUGUUAUUCAUAGACACAUAACAUAGCAUUAGAUAAAACCACAGAAUACAAAAUUCAUCUGGAAUGCAGAGAAAAUACUUACUGAUGUAUGAUUUAACUUUAUGGGCAGUGUUCCAGUAUCAGGAUAUUUCUGUGGAUGAUAUAAUCCUGUAAUAUGCUUCAGGCAGGAGAUUUUGUUGCAAGAUUGGGAUAUAAAUUAAGAUACAAAAUUGUCUCUGAAGCUUUGCACUUUUCUUCUAGUUUGAUAGGUGUGUGUUUUCUAAUUAAUGACAAGGUAAAAGAAGGUAGUUUGAGUUAACACAUAAGGAAUUUCACUGUACAUCUUACAGCCCUGACGUGGGCAUUUGGGGAUAUCGUAUCUUUUAAAGUAUUUAUAGAAUGCAUAGUACACUUGACAUUUUUAUAUCAAGUUUACAGUUGCCAGUUAAGACUAUGUUCUUAAAAUCUUAUUUUUCUUACAGAAUUCUUAAAACUCAAUCAUUCCAUAAUUAAUUGCCACUAUAAAGUCCACUUUUUGUUAGAAGCCUUUCACAGAGGCAGUAGCUAAUACUUAAGGUGGAAUAUUCAAAUUCUGUGCCUGUGAUCAACCUGUUCUUCAGUACUUUUCAGUAUAGACAGGAGGGUAGCUUGGUUGCUGUUCAUGUCAUACAUGUUCCUUUGUAUGUCAUAUGUUCUUCAACACAGUCAAGGAUCUUUUCUUUAGAACUUCACAUCCCUCUCAAUGGUGUCCUUCUGCUGACUUGACUGGACUGCACUUCUCUUCUGGUCAGCUGUAUAUGAAAUGAAAUAAGUGAAGAUGUGUGACACUUUGCUGUGAUUGCUUCAUUAGUCUUUAUUUUUUUGGUAAUGACUCUUUCUUCCUCCAGUAGAUCUGAGUGUAAAAGCAACUGAUUCUUCAGACAGUGGUUAUCAUUGGGUUCUGAAUGUGCUAAUGGUCGCGUGCCCAUGAACCUGAAAUACCAACUUCUUCCUGAAAUCUCAUACAGAACUUCAGAUGAGAUUCAGUGGCUGCUAGCAAGAAACUGACACUGCAGCAGAAUAGAUCAGUUGCAUCUUCAAACUGUUCUUUAGUUGGUAUUCUUCAACCACUCUCUUCUUGAAUGUUUCAUUUGCUUUCACGAACAAACUUAUUUUCCACCUUCUAUUCUCCCCUACCUGAAAAUGCUACAGGAGAAAAACAAACAAAAAAGAACAGGACUUUUCAUACAGAAAAAUAAGCAAAGAGGUUCUUGUAUACGCUGAAUACUUUUAAAUAAAAACUCAUGCGUUGCCUAUAAUCUUUCGUUAUAUUUGCCUUGUGAACUAAAAUGUCCAUGGUCCUGUCUGAAAUAAUAUUUAUUACCACAGCUGAAGUUAACCGAUUUUAGUCUGACAUGAGAGAAAUGGAAAAAUAUCACUAACUUUUCAAUUUAAACACUAUCAUAACCUCUCCUGUGACUGCCUUGACUGUGUAUGCAGUAUGAAAAAUCAAAGCAAGUAUUUUUUUGAAUUUUGAAAGGAAAAGCUUAUGCCACUCUUUUGCCCCCCCCAAAAUGGGGCAAGUAUUAUUCACUGGUGUUCUAAGUGUAUGAACAGGAAUUGGAUUAAUGUAUGUAGGUUGUUCCGAAAGUAGUGCCUCCUACUUAUUUUGAUGGAAAUUAUAACGGGUACAAAGAGCACAAUAACACUGUUUGAUAGAGCAAAUUCUUAGCUACAAAACACUGUUUUUCAAUAGUCACCACUAUUACGCGUUUUGCUUGGAUGAGAGAUAGAGGCACUCUUCAUUUCAUUGUGUGUCAGCUGUGCCUGGAUGUCCAGAAUGUGGCUUGUCUUUCACAUCGCUGUUGCUACUGUUGAAAUGCAUGACCCACCACCUUACUGUGCUUAUAACCACUUUUUGGUCUCCAUAAAUGUUUGGUAAGCAUCAGUGGGUGCCAGUUUUUCUGCCCCUUUGUUGCCAUCAGUCACAUGACAACAAAAUAUAGAAUAUUGGUGGGAGGGUGCAGCGUCUGAGGCACGGACACAGAUGCGAACAAUGCAAACCAUUUAUUACAGGUUCUAACAUCCCUUAUAUACAUUCACAAGUUUUCUCUCUCUUAACUUUCCCAGCCACCUUUACAUGUCAGCAAAGCACUCCACAAACACUCCUUAACUGUGCAUGCAGGUGCUUAUCCAAUGAGAGCCGUGAGUCAUUGCUAGCCAUGCGUUCUUCCAGUUACGGUUAUCAGGUGGCCAUCACGCAGCUUACUUGACUUCGUUUUUCUCUUCUGGAGGUGUCCUUGGUUCUCAGCCUUGCCUUCUCAUGCUGUUUAUCUUGCUCCACAGCUUCUGCUCUGAAGAGUCUUUCUUGUAUUCCCACAGGAAGCUUUAACCUCUAUUGCUGUAUCACCAACAUCCACCUCUGACAUUGUGGGCCAACAUCAUAAAAUAGGAGGCAUUAUUUACAUUAUGUUGAAAGUAUAGCCUAAAACAUGAAGGAAAGCAUUGUACAGUUGGACCUGUGAACUAUUUACCAGUGGCUACUGAACACUUCAGUGAAAGCAGUAUGUCUGGAGAUAGUGUGGCUGCUCAUAGUUUCCACACAAGGAGAGGAAUUCAAAUCAGUGUGCACUUCAUGUUUCACAUAACGCUUGUUUUCAAAAAUCUUGUUAAAUAAUUGUUCUUUUCUUGAAAACCAUAUGCUAACUACACAGGCAUGAAUGUUGAAGUACCAGUUCUGGGUAAGGCUGUACAAAAAGUUGUAUUGUGAAAUAAUUUGUGGUGGCCAAAUGUGAUGCAGCUUCUAUGGGUCAAACUUGAAAAGCAAGUGAACUUUAAAAAUAGGUGACUUGCACUCGUCCAGAUAACAGAAUUUUGGCACAGUAAGACAAAUAAGCCACGGUCCUCCUGGGGUUGGGACCUGCUGCCUAAUGUGUCAGUUUUUUGGUUGAAGCUUAUUUGCUGUUUUGCCUCCUUCCUCCUCAUUUUCUAUGAAACCUCAACAUUUUUAAUACUUUAUCCUUUAAUUUCUUAGGAAAUUUUAGCUACUGUGAUUAUGUAACAUAAAGUUUGAUUUACCACGUGUACCUUAACAGGCAGGUAUGAAAUUGCCACCUCAUUCAAAGAGGUCUUAAUUUCCGUUGUGGUUUCACUUUGUUAACUGUUCUCUGUUAACGGUUGCUUUUUGUCCUGUGGUGUUAAGAGUUGAAUGGUUCUUUGGUGUAUCUCAGGCUUCGGGCUUUUAUAGUGUUUUAAGACUUACUGUCACUGAGUUGUUAAAAGUGGGAUGGUAAGCAGUUAAAGAAUAAGGGAAAGGAUUUUGUUGAAUGAGAGCAUACUUUGGCCAAGAGUCUGGCAUGUUUUUACUGUUACGUAGCAUAUUUUAUUUAGCAUGUUUUUAAAUUAGAAGCUUACUGUUAAUCAGAAAAUACAAUCUUGGAAGGAGAAUUUCUGUAGAACUUAGGUACAAACAACAGCUGUUUUUGCUGUUUGUAGGAUGCAAUUUUUACUGUCUUUUCCAAAGUGCAACAUGAAUGGCAGUGCAUCAUCGUCUGAAUAAACUGAGUAAAUCCUCUGUAUGAAACUAAAAUCUGAUAUACUAAGUUAAUUGUAAAGCUAGUCUUUUAGAAAUUGACUUUGAAAUAUAAAAACAAACUGAAUGGUAAAUCACAUUAUGGAGUAACUACAACACAUUGUUGGUCAGGAAGUUGGUUUGGAAUAUAAGUGCAUAUUGCACUGUUGGAUCAUAUAAAAUUUUAAAUGCUUUAAAUCUGCUAUAUUUUGGAAUAUAUUGUCACAGAUAAUCUUUGUAUAACUGUUUUAUAAAGGUUCAAACUAUAACUUUGUAAAAUAGUCCUGAAUGAGGAUGCAAGUCUUAUUUAAAAUACUUCUGCACCUCUGCUUUUAGAAGAACAUAAGUAAAAUGCAUAAAAUAAAAGUUUUAUUUUAGAUUGCAGUGAAA